UGCACCUUUUGAUUGUUUCACUCAUCAGUCGAACAACCUCUUCCUCUUGUCUUUCCUCUUACCCCCCUCUAUCUAGUUCGCAUUUCAUUCUAGUCCUCACGAGGUCUCUGCGCGACAAAAGUUCCACCAUAAAAAUGAAGGCAUAUUGGUUUGACAAUUUGGAGGGCGAUCAACGCGAGAACCAUGACUCUGGUCGUGAGAUUGACCCAGCCUACCUAGCCAAACUAGGGGUUCUUUAUCACCACGCUCCCGAACUCGCGACCGUGGACGGCAUUGCCAAAGAGCGAGAAUAUAAACACCGUGAUGAGAUUACGGUCAGCCCAGAUGCCAUGGGUGCUAUCUACGAAGACAAAGUCAAGUCAUUCUUCCACGAACACUUACACGAAGAUGAAGAGAUCCGCUACAUUCGAGAUGGCGCAGGGUACUUUGACGUGCGCAGCGAAGGGGACGACUGGGUGCGAAUUCGGUUGGAGAAAGAUGAUUUGAUUAUUUUGCCUGCGGGCAUUUACCAUCGCUUCACAACCGAUGAGAAAAAUUAUAUCAAGGCAAUGCGAUUGUUCAAGGACGAGCCGAAAUGGACUCCGCUGAACCGUGGGCCCGAGACAGAUGCCAAUCAACAUCGCCUACAGUAUUUGGACAGGAAACAUUGAUUUGCUACCAGUCCUGAGGACACGAUUAUGAUGACUUGUUUGCUGGAGCUGAUUGGGCAUGAGUGACUGCGGGUCUAAGAUAGGUAUAUCAAAAGUCUAUGUCUAUCUAUACCAUUGGGCCCUACGAGAAUCCAUGGGGAUUAUAAGAAUUCCUAUUGUAGUACUGGGUAAAUGCAGACAACAUGAGUAUGUAGGAAUGAUGGUUGUUCUUGGC
Exophiala mesophila is the source of this 864-nucleotide messenger RNA. Its product is annotated as 1,2-dihydroxy-3-keto-5-methylthiopentene dioxygenase. The transcript is spliced from 3 exons. The record is from RefSeq and is a predicted model, not a curated record. Gene Ontology annotation, molecular function: acireductone dioxygenase [iron(II)-requiring] activity. NCBI's taxonomy places the organism in Eukaryota, Fungi, Ascomycota, Eurotiomycetes, Chaetothyriales, Herpotrichiellaceae. The coding region runs from base 135 to 650 and encodes 171 amino acids.